AUGGAAGGAGGAGGCAAUCCAAGCGCAAGUGGGAGCCGUUCGGUCCUUCCUGCGACAUCGCCCGCUCCCUCCACGACGGCCGGAGGAAACCGUCCUGCCUCUGCUUCCGCUUCUCAGCCCACGCCCUCCACCUCAUCCUCCGGCCCGCCCACCGGUCCGCCCUCGGGUCCGCCCGCCAGCCAAACCGUCUCGAAACGCAAGAGAGGACUGGGACUUGUCACUCCAACGGCUUGCACCGAGUGCCGCAAGAAGCGCGCAAAGUGCGACGGCGAGAAGCCUUGUGCUCGAUGUAAAUAUCAGAACACCGAAUGUGUUUACGAAGUCCCUGUCCGCCAGUCCAAGGACACACUGAGAAACGAGAUCGAACAGCUGAGGCGCGAGCAACGGAACAACGAGCAUGUGAUAAACGCCCUCAGGCGUACGGAUAAAUGGGACGGGGUUUUACAGCGUUUGCGCAACGGCCAGAGCAUUGAUAUGAUAUCCUCGUGGCUGGAGGGGACGCUUCCCUCGGGCGGUGGCACACUUCCUUCCAUCGAUCGAUUAGUCGGGUCAGCUCCCGGUGCCUUUAAUUUCUCGGGCGACCCAGCUGGGUCUUAUGGCGGCGCUAUUCCAGGUUUGGCUCCCAUCAGCCGAUUUCCAGGUCAAGGGCUGCCAGGCCAGCACCCUACUACGGGUCCGCAUCAGCUGGCUGAGUUUCAACCAAGCCAGUACCAACUGGUUCAAGGCCAUCCAGGUCAAUUCCCGCGGGCUAUCAGACAUGAUCCCGAGCCUCAUAGUCUCUGGAACGGCCAGCUCUCCUCUCAUUCUCAGACGGUGCGUGGCAACUCGCAGUCAAAGGCCAUGAGCUGGACUUCGGAAAAUGGGCAGCAAUCGCAGUCGAGAGCGGAAUCGUGGGCGGAAGCUCGGGCUGGCGUCAACUCAGAAAACCAGAGAUUCCGCGGUUUUGACCAAGUACUUGCUACCGAGGCACUGCAUUCGCGGGCACCGCCUACUACAUGGACGACCAUCACUUCGGAUGACGGUCUUGUUCAACAUCUGCUGGCGCUGUACUUUUGCUGGGAGUACCCCACAUUUGCGUCGCUCAGCAAAGAACACUUCCUCAAGGACUUUAUGGACGGGCGGCCUCGCUUUUGCUCGUCCCUAUUAGUGAAUGCGCUUCUGGCGUUGGGUUGCCGGUUUUCCAGCCAGCCUAGUACUCGCGCGAACCCGAACGACCCGUAUUCGUCGGGUGAUCACUUCUUCAAGGAAUGCCAGCGACUAUUUUAUCAAGAAGAAAACCAUCACACGCUAACUACCAUUCAAGCCUUGGGUAUAAUGUCCAUCAGAGAGGCAAGUUGUGGUCGUGAUUCUGAGAGUUGGUACUACGCCGGACAGAGUAUCCGACUGGCGAUAGAGAUGGGACUGCAUCGGGUUCAAGAUGACGGCAAGGAUUGUGACGAGAGUGCGGUUCAAGCAGCCACAUUCUGGGGUGCAUUUGCGCUCGACCAUGCUUGGUCGUUGGCCACCGGCUCGCUCCCCCAGUGCUCGUGCUUCCCACAGCUGCCUCCGAAGCCCGCUAUCAUCGAUGACAUUGAGGCCUCGCUCUGGAUUCCAUAUACAGAUGAUGGUAAGAAUUUAUCAUUUUUGGAGGUCGUGCUUGGAGAUCUGCUCAAGAUAUAUACACAGUAUUUGAACUGGUAUGAUAGGAUACCAGAGGUGUUGCGACUUGGCCAUAACUUCACUCCCGCUGUGUUGUUCGCGCACAUGUAUUAUCACUUUGCCAUUCUUCUCCUGUUCCGGCCGUUGAUCAAACUUCGCAUUGUUGGAUCGAGCAUUUCUCCGCGUGAUGUGUGUAUACAGGCAGCCGAUGCCAUAUUGGGGCUUGUGCGCUCGUACUCGCAAUUGUACACGUUAAGACGGACGCCAUCAUUUGUCCCUUACUUUGUGCUCACGUCCUCCAUCAUGCACCUGGCGAUUGGGGCCACGACCUCAGUACCGUCCGACCCCGCCGGAGGCAUAGGUCAAGCGGAACCCAAUGACCAUGGCCAUCCGAGGUUUGAUCCUCGCGUUGGCGAAGCCAUAAGUCGAGGAAUUGCCGAUCUUACGGAGAUGGCACCAUGUCACCACUUCGCCGAACAAGCGCUCAACAUACUGAAGUACCUGGCCAAGAAGUGGAAUAUUGAUGUGGACAUCAAGACGAUAGGUGGAGAGGACGGCCAGCAACGUAUCAGGGUCGACCGCUAUCAAACCACUCGACCGGUUACAAACAGCCUCAAUUUCUUCGUUCCCGAAGUUACCGAGGAAGACUUCAACUGCAAAUGGGGAGAGGGGGUAGAAUCAGGACACGGUUCAGCGACCAGAACGGAAAUUCAGCCUGGAAGUGAUAAGCAUACGGCCAGCGCUACGGAAAAUCCCCUGUUCUGGCCGUUUCCGAUGCAAGGACGUCCGAUGCUGGCAACGGGCCCUGAACUGUUGAAAAGUGGUUUUGAGCUUAUCUAG
Molecule: messenger RNA, 2478 nt
Organism: Neurospora hispaniola
Lineage: Eukaryota; Fungi; Ascomycota; Sordariomycetes; Sordariales; Sordariaceae
Product: fungal-specific transcription factor domain-containing protein
Exons: 5
Coding region: 1-2478 (825 amino acids)
Biological process (GO): DNA-templated transcription; regulation of DNA-templated transcription
Molecular function (GO): DNA binding; DNA-binding transcription factor activity, RNA polymerase II-specific; zinc ion binding
Source: RefSeq, a predicted model, not a curated record